Rhopalosiphum maidis (corn leaf aphid) is the source of this 2169-nucleotide messenger RNA. Its product is annotated as tRNA (uracil(54)-C(5))-methyltransferase homolog. Gene Ontology annotation, molecular function: RNA methyltransferase activity. The record is from RefSeq and is a predicted model, not a curated record. The transcript is spliced from 9 exons. Gene Ontology annotation, biological process: RNA processing. The coding region runs from base 126 to 2063 and encodes 645 amino acids. NCBI's taxonomy places the organism in Eukaryota, Metazoa, Arthropoda, Insecta, Hemiptera, Aphididae.
AAUUUAUUAAUCAUUCAGCUACGAUACAUGGAACACUACUGACGGAAAUAGUAAACGAUAUACCUACUACUUGUGCAUUAUACCUUAACCGCUUAGUUCAUAAAUUAGUAAUAAAAACAUUUAAAAUGAAUGUCGCAACACCCGUGAAUUCUGAUAAAUUACGGUAUAAAAUAAAAGUUAGCGGUCUCCCUAGAUUUUAUUCGUUACUGGAUCCAUUACUACAAGAAUUUUUAAAAAUGAUCAACGAGGAGUUGAGAUUAAAUUGCAUACACGCGAGAUACAGUAAAAAAGGUAACGCAUGGCUGUAUCUCACGUUUCCAACCGAAUCCGAACAAGCGGUUGCUUUAAAACUAUUAAAAAAAUAUAACUGGAAAGGACGUUCUUUAAUCAGUACGUUAGUUACGGCCGAUACGCCUAAAAACAACUUGAAUUUAACAUAUGUCGAAGGAAAUCAUAUUGCUAAAAGACCAAGACUCGAUAUUCCACUUAGUGAACAAGUUUUGAUGUCUACUAUUCCUUAUCAUAGUAUUGAAUACGAAGAACAAUUGAGGAAAAAGAGCGAAGAAGCGAGAAUAUUAUUUCAACGGUUUGGGACGAUAAUUCAACGCAAACAACCACCGCUUGCGGAAUGGUGUGCGACGCGCAAACGGCAGCUGAAGAGCGAUUUAGCGUUCGAACUGUCGCCGAUCAUACCGUCGAAAAAAGUCGACCGAUACCGCAACAAAUGCGAGUGGAGCGUAGGAAUUAAUCCCGACAGCGAUUCAGUGGCCGUCGGGCUGAGAGUGAAAGAUUCGAUGGACGGAAUCCACUAUGUCGGUCCACCGGAUUGUCUAAGAAAUUUGCCGAUGCCAAUGAUCACGUUAGCGAAGAAAUUCGAGGAUUUUGUGAAAAAUAAUUCUCAAGAUUGGAGAAUAUGGCGUAAUAUGAUAAUUCGUAUGAAUGAAGACGGGGAAGUCAUGGUGUCGAUAGUUAUCAACCAGCAUCUACUGGACAACGAUCAAUUAUCUAAUAUUAAAUGUUCAGUAUCAGAAUGGUCUAAAAAAAGCAUAACUGAAAACGUAGUGUCGUUAUAUUUUCAAGUCCAUGGAGAAAAGACCUUGGCUGAUUGUAUCGGUACCACAAUCGAAGCUGAAUUAUUGUGGGGACAAAAGUACAUUGUAGAAAAGCUAUUAAACUUAUCGUUAGAAAUUUCUCCAGCCACAUAUUUUCGUUUGAACAGUUUAGGUGCCGAAGAAUUAUGUAAAGUGGUUGCUGAUCUUGCCGAUGUGAACGAAAAUACUACAGUUUUAGAUUUGUUCUGUGGGUCUGGAUGCUUAGCUCUUACAUUAGCCAAGAAAUGUAAGCAAGUCGUGGGCAUCGAACUAAUCAAGGCAAAUAUAUUGGACGCAAAAAGAAAUGCUGAAAUAAAUGGAAUUGUCAACUGCGAAUUUAUAGCUGGUAGGACGGAAGAUAUUUUGGACUCCGUUCUUAACAAACUCAAAGGGUGUAACGUAACUGUAAUAAUGGAUCCACCUUUAACUGGAGUCAGUACCGGAUUGGUCAGGACUCUUCGUAAAUUUAAAGAAGCUAUAAAUUUAAUUUACGUUUGUUCUAAUCACAAAUUGCCUUUGAAAAAUCUACUAGAUUUUUCCUCGGUAGUUAGAUACUGGCAAAAGCCUAUAGAUUCCGAUCCAUUUCUUCCACUUCGUGUAGUUCCUAUAGAUAUGUGCCCUCAUACACUUAGGUCUGAACUGGUUUUACACUUUAAGAGGUUUUGUGUUGAUGACAUUUUGUCAACUAAAAACGAUAGACAGUCAAAAAUCUAUAGCAACAGAAAAUUUAAGACAAGAUUUAAUCCAAGGACAUCAGAAACAGUUACAUCAAAUAUUCAACCAUCCGCGUCCGGAGUGGGCGGGUUGUUGGACUACCUCAAGAAAAUUGAAGAAAGAGCGUAUCAAGAAGGGUUAGCGAAAGGAUUGGAAAGGAAAGCAUUCCAAAUGGGUUAUUCGAGAGGUCUUCAGUGUGCCACUGCUAAUGACGAUGAGAAAUUUAAAAAAAACACUUCUACUAAUUCUGAUCAGUAAUUACAAAUACUAUAAUAUAGUAUAUAUAUUUUUAUAAUAAUAGGUACCUAUAUUAAUAUUUGUGUGAUUUUAAAAGUUCCAUACACAUUUUCAUAAAUAAAAUAAC